Molecule: messenger RNA, 1644 nt
Organism: Nannizzia gypsea CBS 118893
Lineage: Eukaryota; Fungi; Ascomycota; Eurotiomycetes; Onygenales; Arthrodermataceae
Product: phosphatase DCR2
Exons: 3
Coding region: 1-1644 (547 amino acids)
Cellular component (GO): cytoplasm
Molecular function (GO): phosphoprotein phosphatase activity
Source: RefSeq, a predicted model, not a curated record
AUGAAUCGCCGAAUCGUAACGUUCCCUCCCUUAGUUUGGAGACUUAUCCGAACUAUCAUCCAACUCGGUAUUUUAACCGUCACUGUCGUCAUCUUCAUCGUCAUUCUCGAUAGCCAGAUACGGGUCCUUCCAGCUUCGAUACAUGACCAUUUACCGUCCCAUCACCCCGGCCUCGUUGUCACCGAGCUAACAGUAACCACCUGCUCUGCCUUGAAUGUUUUUUCAAGUUGCACACUCGAUCCUAAAAUAUGGCAUCGCAUAGAAAAGGACCUUUACCUUGGCCAGGGGUGGACCUCCAAGGCAUAUUUGCAUAUACAAAGAAAGAAAGGGGACGACAUUCUACCGACUGAUAAGAUUCUUGUCGAUGUGAGGAUGGGUCGGCUGGACCCUGGUGCGGGGACUAGUAAUAAAUGGGAGUCGCGACCUGGAGGCAUUUGGAUACUGAGGCUACCACAUUCGACCGACUCGCAAAAAGCAAUAACAUCGGUUGAUGUCCUGUUUGGCCCUGACGCUGUUGACCCUCGACCUAAUUGGGAAUUAAAGGAUAUCCCUCUCAUGUUGGACUCCAAGAGCGAAGCAAGGCUGACCGUUCGGCGAGGACAGAGUGGAAAGAUUGAACUACCGGUUCCCCGGAUUCGAAAGGAUGGGAAGUUCAAAAUCAUGCAAGCGGCAGACCUACAUUUGGCUACUGGGCUUGGACAUUGUCGGGACCCCAUUCCAAAAGUUGAAGGAGAUAAAUGCGAGGCAGAUACCCGGACUUUGGAGUUUAUGGAUAGGUUACUGGAUGAAGAAAAGCCAGACCUGGUAAUUUUAAGUGGCGAUCAGGUCAAUGGUGAUACCGCGCCGGAUACAGAAACCGCAAUCUACAAAUUUGCUGAUAUUUUCAUCAAGCAUAAAAUUCCCUAUGCCGCUAUCUUCGGGAAUCAUGAUGAUGAAGGAAACCUAGAUCGCAGCUCACAGAUGGCUCUCAUGCAACGUUUACCCUACAGUCUCUCCAAGCCAGGACCUGAAGAGAUAGACGGCGUUGGCAAUUACAUUGUGGAAAUUCUCGGAAAGGGGUCCUCUUCUGCUUCGGCGUUAACACUUUACCUCCUGGAUACCCAUAAAUAUACCCCGGACGAGAGAAAGUACCCUGGAUACGAUUGGCUGAAAUCGAGUCAGAUAAAAUGGUUUAAGUCAACCGCUGAGGGUCUCCGAACUGCGCAUAAAAAAUAUACACACAUCCACAUGAACUUGGCAUUUAUCCAUAUUCCUUUGCCAGAGUAUCGAAACCCGGCAAAUUUCUUUACCGGGAACUGGACUGAGCCACCCACUGCUCCAACCUACAAUUCUGGAUUUAAAGAUGCAUUAGUAGAACAGAAUGUGGUGCUCGUGAGUUGCGGACACGACCAUGUCAACGACUAUUGCAUGCUUGAGAAGGAUAAAAGUGGAAAGCCUGCACUCUGGAUGUGCUAUGGUGGCGGUGCCGGUUUUGGCGGAUAUGGUGGAUACAAUGACUAUAUCCGUCGUAUCAGGUUCUUCGACAUAGAUAUGAACGAAGCCAGGAUCAUGUCGUACAAGCGACUCGAAUGGGGAAAUACCAAAGAUCGAAUCGAUGAAACCAUGCUAGUUGAUGCUGGCAGAGCAGUUGGACCAGCCAACUAA